UCUAAAGUGCGUUCAUCAUCUACCAUCUAUCCCAAGAUUCCUCUUGACUGUUGCUGUUAGUGGAGUCUUCAUUCGAGCAAACAGUUCUUACUGUAGAUGUGGAUUACCAGGACAUGACCAAGAUGGCCUGAGUCUUCCACCAGAAGCAAAUCAUAAGAGGAAAAGAACAAGAGUUUAUGGUGUUCGAAGCAUUUUGUGGUGAGACAUGGAGCCCAGCAAUACGACCACCCAGCCAAACACAGACCCAGGCCGCUGCGAGGGGCAAUGCAGGGUGAUUCUGAUAACACUCUACAGCGUGGUUUUGCUCGGAGGCACUACUGGAGCAGUAUUGAUGUCAUGUAUGAUGUUCAGAAGGAAAAGCCGAUCAAUGAUUGCCACGAUUGUUCUCAAUAUCAUAGUGCUGCACUCAAUCAUCCUGGUCAGCCUUCCAUUCCGCCUCAGCUAUUAUAUCCUAGAUGUCUGGGUGUUUGGAACCUUUUUCUGCCGAUUGGUUGGUGGCAUAAUAUAUGGUCAUAUGUACAUCACUUUUGUUUUCUAUGUGGCCAUUGUCAUACUCCGAUUGCUCAUCUAUUUUAAGAAACUCCAAAUGCAACAGUUACAAAAGUACCAUGCAGUAGUUUUAAGCAUUAUUAUUUGGACCAUGGGUGGCCUCAUAUUUUUGCCAGUAUUAUUUUUACAAUAUGGCGUAGAUCCAAGUUACUCAGAAGAACGACGAUGCUUUGAGUUCUACAAAGAUCUCAACCGCGGGAAAUUCAUUACCUUGAACUACUCUAUGAUUGUCAUUAUGAUCACAACGGUUAUGAUCCUCUUCCUGAUACAGAUGGGUGUCAUUGUCCAACUGGUUAAAGCUCUCUGGCCUGACAUGUGGGCCCAUCAAGACUACAGAGCUCAAAUCAAGAGCUUCUUCUUCCUCCUGGUAAUAGUGGUCUGUUUUAUACCCCACCAUGUAUUCCGGGUACACUUUAUUCAAAAUUACUCAGAGACCAACAGUUCUGAGUUAGUUCUUUAUAAUGAAGUUUUUAUUGCUUUAACUACUGUCUGUUGCCUGCAUAUGGUGUGCUUUGUAGGUGGAGUUAUCCAUUAA
Molecule: messenger RNA, 1084 nt
Organism: Suricata suricatta (meerkat)
Lineage: Eukaryota; Metazoa; Chordata; Mammalia; Carnivora; Herpestidae
Product: probable G-protein coupled receptor 141
Exons: 2
Coding region: 206-1084 (292 amino acids)
Biological process (GO): G protein-coupled receptor signaling pathway
Cellular component (GO): membrane
Molecular function (GO): G protein-coupled receptor activity; oxysterol binding
Source: RefSeq, a predicted model, not a curated record